AAACAAACAAAUAUGGAGCAUGGAAGGCGUACCUGCAAUGUCAAAAAUGGGGUUCUUGAGACGCCCAAACGGUGUCGUAUGUCUCUUGAUUCGAUGCGCGGUUUCUGUUUCUGUGUUGGUGGAGGGAGAAGCUGGCUUGCUUUUUCUUUUUCUUUUUCUGUCCAUCUCUCUCUCUCUCUCUCUCGCUCUCUCUUUCUUUCUUUCCUUCUCUCUGACAAUUUCUGUAUGUCUCCGGACGGGCCUAUCUCUAUUUUCAGUUGCUUCGAAGUGUUGUUCUUGGGUUUCUAGAAAUUGUGGAAAUGGCUUGACCCUGUCUUUCGGUUAUUUGAAAUCUAGGGCUUGAUUUGGGGUUCAGAAAGAGAGAGGAAAAUGAGAAGAAUCGAGAGGAAAAGAACCCUUGAUUUUUGGGUUUCCCUAUUUUUUCUGCGUGAAAACAUCAUUCUUGCUCUUGGAAAUGCGAAGACAUAGGGUUCUUUUUGGGUGACGGAGUUGGAAUUUGGGUGAAAAUUCAAAAUAAUCAGGAAGAACGCUUGAUUGCCCCUUUAUUUGUGCAAACGGGUUGUUCUCGUUCUUACGGCCAGAAAAUUUAGGGUUUCUUUUGGGAGGGAAAAAUGAAAAGGACGAAGCUUGAGUCGUUGGUGUCGGUGAGCCGACAAAGAUCGAUUCAGGUCCUGAUUGGCCUAUUGUUUCUGUAUCUGUUGUUGAUGAGCUUAGAAAUCCCAUUGGUGCUGAAAGCUGGGCUAGGGUUUGGAUCGGGAGAGGACGAGCCAACUACGUAUCUCAGGAGCCAGCCAAUCAGGGAACAGUUGGCGCAAGGAGAAGCGCCAAAUGUCGAUUCGUUUAGGUUUCAGGCGAGACGCUCUCGCUCUCGCUCUCACCGGACGUCGGAGAACAGACAUGUGUCCGGCUUGGUAUUUGACGAAAGCGCGUACGUUAAUGCCAGUGAAGAUGAGUUCUCGGAGCUUCACAAGAUGGCAAGGCACGCUUUCAACGUGGGCAAGAACCUCUGGAAGGAGAUUUCAUCGGGGAAACUCCGAAGUGAAUUGGAAAGCAAGGCGGAGAAUGUGUCUGACUCGUGCAAGCACUCGAUUUCGAUGUCGGGGCAUGAGUUUCGGGAGCACGGUCAGCUUAUGGUGAUCCCGUGCGGGCUGACGCUGGGAUCGCACAUUACAGUCGUUGGGAAGCCACAUUGGGCACACCCGGAGCAGGACCCGAAGAUAGCAUUGCUGAGAGAAGGGGAUGAGAGUUUGAUGGUGUCUCAGUUUAUGAUGGAGUUGCAGGGGCUGAAGACGGUGGAUGGGGAGGACCCGCCGAGGAUUCUGCAUUUCAAUCCAAGGUUGAAAGGGGAUUUUAGUGGGAGGCCGGUAAUCGAGCAGAAUACGUGUUAUAGGAUGCAAUGGGGGUCUGCAAUGAGGUGUGAAGGGUGGAAGUCUAGGGCGGAUGAAGAAACUGUGGAUGGACAGGUAAAAUGUGAAAAAUGGAUUCGUGAUGAUGACAAUCACUCAGAAGAGUCAAAAACUAUAUGGUGGUUGAAAAGGCUGAUAGGGAGAACAACAAAAGUGACUGUGGACUGGCCAUACCCAUUUGUAGAGGACAAGUUAUUUGUUCUUACACUAGGUGCUGGCCUGGAAGGCUAUCAUGUCAAUGUAGAUGGAAGGCAUGUCACUUCUUUUCCUUAUCGCACUGGAUUCACACUUGAGGAUGCAACGGGUUUAACUGUAAAAGGGGAUGUUGAUGUCCAUUCUAUAUUCGCUGCCUCCUUGCCAACAUCACAUCCAAGUUUUGAUCCACAGAGGCAUCUGGAGAUGCUGACUAAAUGGCAGGCCCCACCUCUUCCUCAUGGGCAUGCAGAACUUUUCAUUGGCAUUCUUUCUGCAGGCAAUCACUUUGCUGAGAGAAUGGCUGUGAGGAAGUCCUGGAUGCAGCACCCACUUGUCAAAACUUUAAUAGUCAUAGCUCGGUUUUUUGUGGCUCUGCAUGGUAGAAACGAGAUAAAUGUAGAGCUAAUGAAAGAAGCAGAAUUUUUUGGUGAUAUUGUCAUCGUGCCAUACAUGGACAAUUAUGACCUUGUUGUACUGAAGACUGUUGCAAUCUGUGAAUAUGGGGUCCGUGAAGUGGCAGCAAACUAUAUUAUGAAGUGUGAUGAUGAUACGUUUGUAAGGAUAGAUGCUGUGAUUAAAGAGGUGAUGAAAGUCCGCAGUGGUGGAAGCCUAUAUGUGGGGAACAUGAAUUACUACCACAAGCCCCUACGUUAUGGUAAAUGGGCAGUAACUUAUGAGGAAUGGCCAGAAGAAGCUUAUCCGACCUAUGCAAAUGGCCCUGGUUACGUUGUGUCAUCUGACAUUGCUCAGUACAUUGUAUCUGAGUUUGAAAAGCAUAAUUUGAGAUUGUUCAAGAUGGAAGAUGUGAGCAUGGGGAUGUGGGUGGAGCAGUUCAACAGUUCCAAGUCGGUCGAGUAUUUGCACAAUGUGAAGUUUUGCCAGUUUGGGUGCAUCGACGAUUAUUUCACGGCACAUUACCAGUCUCCUAGACAGAUGAUCUGUUUGUGGGACAAAUUGAAAUUCCAUGGAAGAGCCCAGUGCUGCAACAUGAGAUGACAAUGAUAAUGUGCAACUUUCUUGAAGGAAUAUAGAGAAAUUUCAGACAAAAAAAGCCGAGGGGGUAAACCAGUUUUGCAGCCAUAGCUUGUACAUAUUUAGCAAUGUUAACAUUAUUUAAAUAUAUUGGCCUCUUUUGUUCA
Messenger RNA from Diospyros lotus (date-plum), 2740 nucleotides. Its product is annotated as hydroxyproline O-galactosyltransferase GALT6-like. Gene Ontology annotation, cellular component: Golgi membrane. NCBI's taxonomy places the organism in Eukaryota, Viridiplantae, Streptophyta, Magnoliopsida, Ericales, Ebenaceae. Gene Ontology annotation, molecular function: carbohydrate binding; galactosyltransferase activity. The transcript is spliced from 7 exons. Bases 612 to 2597 code for a protein of 661 amino acids. The record is from RefSeq and is a predicted model, not a curated record.